AUGACGAUCACCAAACUAGACUAUACCGUCUCCACAAAGAAUUCGUCUGUCCCGAAUCCCCCUGGAUACCAGGCUCCCGUCACCGGCAAACAACUGGCGCACUCUAGAACGAAGAAGCCGGAUGCCGAUUCCCUUGCGAAACAAGCCCAGAAGUCCACCGAGCUCAAGAUGAAGCGAGCUUGGGACUUGGCCAUGUCCCCUGCCAAAUCACUGCCAAUGCAGGGAAUCAUGCUCUACUUUUCUGGCUCUGGAAUCCAGAUCUUCUCCCUGGGGAUGAUCUUUAUGCUCUUGACGCAGCCCCUGUCGGCGGUCUUCAACAUAUUCAGAGCGUUCGAAGCUUUACGCCCGACUCCUCAGCCUACGGUAUCUCAAAAAGCGACAGAUGUCGCUGAAGAACCGUCAUACGCGCCAUUGACAGGACCCAUGAUUCUCUAUGUUUUGUGCCAAGGAUUGGUACUUGCUCUCGGUCUCUACAAAUGCUGGGCCAUGGGUAUCCUCCCAACGGGGUCGGGCGACUGGCUGCAAUUCGAGACUCGGUCAAAUCCUCCUGAAUGGUCAGCGGUCAGGGCGAUGCUUCUUGGGUAG
Cryptococcus wingfieldii CBS 7118 is the source of this 585-nucleotide messenger RNA. Its product is annotated as endoplasmic reticulum protein. The record is from RefSeq and is a predicted model, not a curated record. The transcript is spliced from 7 exons. Gene Ontology annotation, biological process: protein folding in endoplasmic reticulum. Gene Ontology annotation, cellular component: EMC complex. NCBI's taxonomy places the organism in Eukaryota, Fungi, Basidiomycota, Tremellomycetes, Tremellales, Cryptococcaceae. Bases 1 to 585 code for a protein of 194 amino acids.